Necator americanus (New World hookworm) is the source of this 795-nucleotide messenger RNA. RefSeq lists its product as uncharacterized. Gene Ontology annotation, cellular component: nucleus; cytoplasm. Bases 1 to 795 code for a protein of 264 amino acids. Gene Ontology annotation, molecular function: mRNA binding. Lineage: Eukaryota; Metazoa; Nematoda; Chromadorea; Rhabditida; Ancylostomatidae. The record is from RefSeq and is a predicted model, not a curated record. The transcript is spliced from 7 exons.
AUGUAUCAUUCUCCGCUCACAAGAAUGGGUCGCGAAGAUACCCGUAUCUACGUUGGGAACCUUCCAUCAGAUGUUCGUGAGAAGGAUAUUGAGGACAUAUUUGCGAAAUACGGAAAAAUUCGUUUCGUCGACAUUAAAGGAGGUCGUGGACCACUUUAUGCAUUUGUAGAAUUCGAAGACUAUCGUGAUGCGGAGGAUGCUGUAAGGGGAAGAGACGGUUAUGAUUUCGAUGGGUGCCGUAUCCGAGUGGAGUUCACGCGCGGAGUUGGACCACGUGGUCCUGGUGGACGUCCGAUGAACCCUGCCUAUGCAAGGGAUUGGCCUGCACCUCGUCGCGGUGGACCUCCAUCGCGUCGUUCGAAUUUCCGUGUUAUCGUCGAGGGACUUCCGCCAACGGGAUCCUGGCAAGAUCUGAAGGAUCACCUUCGUGAAGCUGGUGAUGUUUGCUAUGCUGAUGUCGCUCGAGAUGGAACUGGCGUUGCAGAAUUCACCCGUUAUGAUGAUAUGAAAUAUGCCGUUCGAAAACUCGAUGACACCAAGUUCCGAUCUCACGAGGGUGAGACAGCUUACAUUCGUAUUCGAGAGGAUACGAGCGUUGGGCCUCGCAGCCGCUCGAGGAGCCGUUCACGCAGUCCUCUCGCUCUCGCGAAUGAGCGCCAGCUGGACGGACAUACAUACUUCUGCGAUGACCAUCAAAAUAAUGCCUCCACUCAAAGGAGGAGGAGGAUGAAGGAGAAGGAGAAGGAUAUGAUGAAUGGAGGAUAUAUCUCUAUCUCUAAAGGACACAUUCAAUAG